CUUCCACACCUUCCCCCUCCGGCCCUCCACUCCGCAUCCCGCCCCAGUGUCCCCUCCCCCUCCCUCCACCCCCGCACCCGCGAUGCCGCCGGACAGAGAAGACGCCGCGGGCGCGGGCGCGGACGUCGCGGCCGACGAGCUGCAGAGCGUGAGCUUCGGCUCGUCCUCGGACCGCUCGCGCUCGCGCUCGGCCUCCACGGCGUCCACGGCCACGGCGUCCUGCUCCACGUCCUCGUCGGGGCCGCUACACCAGCACCUCUCGCUCCCGGCCCCGCGCCGCAACCCCUCCCCCUCCCCCGCGCCAACCCCAACCCUGCCCACGCAGAUCCCGCGCCUCGGCGCCGUCUCGCUCUCCGACAUCCGCUUCCUGCGCCGGCUCGGCGCCGGCGACAUCGGCAGCGUGUACCUGGCCGAGGUCCGCCGCCCCACCCCCACCGCCGGGGCCGCCGGCAAGGAGAAGCACACCUCGACUUUGGCGGCGGCGGCGGUGGUGGUGGCCGCCAAGGUGAUGGACCGCAAGGAGCUGGAGGGGCGAAACAAGGAGGGCCGCGCGCGCACGGAGCGCGAGAUCCUCGAGGCCGUCGACCACCCAUUCCUGCCCCGCCUCUACGGCGUCGCCGAGGGCGACCGAUGGUCCUGCCUCCUCACCGAGUUCUGCCCCGGCGGGGACCUCCACGUGCUCCGCCAGCGCCAGCCGCACCGCCGCUUCUCCGAGGCCGCCGUCAGGUUCUACGCGGCGGAGGUGGUGGCGGCGCUGGAGUACAUCCACAUGAUGGACAUCGUGUACCGCGACCUGAAGCCGGAGAACGUGCUGGUCCGCGGGGACGGCCACAUCAUGCUGACCGACUUCGACCUGUCGCUCAAGUGCGACCCGACGGCGCCGACGCCGGCGCACGUCAUCUCCGACCCGCUGUCGCUGGCGGGGCGGUCGGGCGGCGCCGCGUCGUCCACGUCCUCCUGCGCCAUCUCCUCCUCCUGCAUCGUGCCGGCCGCCUCCUGCUUCCAGCUCUUCCCGGGCCGCGGGCGCGGGCGCCGGCGCCGCCGGCCCCGCUGGCUGCGCGCGGGCAAGAAACCGUCCCCGAACAACAACGGCGGGCUGGAGCUGGAGCUCGUGGCGGAGCCGGUGGAGCUGCGGUCCACGUCGUUCGUGGGCACGCACGAGUACCUGGCUCCCGAGAUCGUGGCCGGGGAAGGGCACGGCAGCGCCGUGGACUGGUGGACGCUGGGGGUCUUCGUCUUCGAGCUGCUGUACGGGGCUACGCCCUUCAAGGGCCACGACAACGAGAUGACGCUGGCCAACAUCGUGGCCCGCGCGCUCGAGUUCCCCCGGGACCGCGACCCGCCCGCGUCGCCCGCCGCCCGCGACCUCGUCACCGCGCUCCUCGCCAAGGACCCCGCCCGCCGCCUCGGCGCCACCGUCGGCGCCGCCGCCAUCAAGCGCCACCCCUUCUUCGCCGGCGUCAACUGGGCCCUGCUCCGCUGCGCCCCGCCGCCUUACGUGCCGCCGCCGUUCAGCAUCGCCAAGGCGGCGGCUGCUGCUGGUGGAGGCGGCGGGAAAGACGACGACGACGACGACGUGUCGGACGACAGUUGUCCCGGCACGCCCGUGGAGUACUACUAGAAGAAGAAUAAGAAGAAGAAGCCAAGGAGGAGAAGCGUCCGUGUCCGGCCGCCGUCGUACGUACGUACGUGCGCGCGCGCGCAAGGAGCCACGCCACGCCACGGCCCUGCCAGUCGGUCGGUUCGGUAGGCUCGCCGGGGCGGGCCCCUGCCAGGCACCACCUCCGCUUGUCCGAGUCCGGCGGGGCAGGCGCGUGCACGUGGUGGGGGACGGACGGACGGGCCACGGCGCGUGGCGCGCAGGAGGCAGGGCCGCGCUGUCGCCUCGAGUGGCUGCCGGUUCACGGUCGGUCUUUACCAAUAAUAAUAGCUUACUGCCGUCCCUGGCUGCAGCACGCAUGUCAUAACCUGGCGGCCGCCGUGCCAUUGGCUCCGGCUCCUGUCCUGCCUUGGUCAGUACAACCCCCCUGUC
Messenger RNA from Zea mays, 2032 nucleotides. RefSeq names its product Protein kinase superfamily protein. The transcript has 2 exons. Gene Ontology annotation, molecular function: protein kinase activity; ATP binding. Gene Ontology annotation, biological process: protein phosphorylation. The record is from RefSeq and is marked validated. The coding region runs from base 83 to 1621 and encodes 512 amino acids. Lineage: Eukaryota; Viridiplantae; Streptophyta; Magnoliopsida; Poales; Poaceae.